ACACACAGUCAAUUCAUUUUUAAUUUUUCCACACCCAAAUCUCUCUCUCUCUCUCCUUGUUUAUCAGCUCAAGCCCCCACUAGAAAAGAUGCAUCACACAGAGCUUUGUCUCUUCAGCCUCCACUAUUCUUUUCUCCCAUUUUCAAAACCAAAACUUCAUUGUUUUUGUUUCCCUCUUGUCUCCAUCUUUCUUUACUGUUCUUGUCCCUUGUAAAUCUAUCUCGUUUCACAGUUAGGUGGGGCUGCUCAUCUUCCUAUUCUGUCAGCCUUCUCUUUACAAAUUACUCUUCACUAAAGUCCACUACCAAAGAAUUUUAAGCCUAGCCCUUCUACCUCAGCUUCUUAAAUAUGUGUAGUACUAAAGAAUAGAGUGGAAUCCAUCGCUUUUUAUAUCUCUUUCUUUUAACUUUCUUCUUGAAUCUUGAUCUUGUCUUUGUUGCUUCCCAAGAUGAGGACAAUCAUGGCGAAGACCCCUCAUGACUCGUCUUUCUCGUUCUCUCGUAGAUAUUUUCAUUGGAAGAAGAAGGUGGAAGACGAUGAUGAUAUGGAAUUGGAGGAUAUAUUGUCUUACAACUCCUCCUCGCGCUCUAACGAGGAGGAGUUCAAAGAUAAAGAGCUUGAUUCUUCUUCGGUGCAAUCAUUGAAUCCUCCGGUGAAAGCACCGAAGAAGAAGAAAUUGUCGGUGGUGACAAUUUCCAAGCUCCGUUCGGCUUUUGCUUUCGGAGGAAAAAGUAAAAGCCGAACUUCAGGCUCGGGCCUCGGGUCUAAAGUCAUAUGCACACUCUUCGGGUACCGAAGAGGGCAUGUCCAUGUUGCAUUUCAAGAUGAUUCUAAACUGGCACCAGCAUUUCUGGUUGAGCUUGCAACUCCUACCAGCAUUCUUGUUCGAGAAAUGGCAUCUGGGCUAGUCCGAAUAGCUCUGGAAUGCGAUAAAAAGUCUGUAAAGAAAGGCCUGAAGCUGCUUGAUGAGCCACUCUGGAGAACAUACUGUAAUGGCAAGAAAUGUGGAUAUGCAAUGAAGAGGCAAUGUGGGCCUGAUGAGUGGAAGGUGCUGAAUGCAGUGGGCCCAAUCACAAUGGGUGCUGGUGUACUGCCUGGGAGUGAAAAUGGAUCCGGGUCAGAAGGUGAGCUUAUGUACAUGAGAGCUAAGUUUGAGAGAGUGGUGGGGUCUAGAGACUCUGAAGCUUUUUAUAUGAUGAAUCCUGAUAGCAAUGGAGGUCCUGAGCUCAGUAUUUACUUGCUUAGAGUUUGAGCAUUGUGAUGGCUAAUGUGAAUCAUGUUAUUAGUUGAAGUUAAGUCAUGUUUAGUGAACUUGUUAGUUUUAAUUAUUGGAGCUACUUGUAAUGCGGUUGAUUUAAGUUUAAGAAAUGAAGAGUUAUGGAAUGGGGUAUAUAACUCUCUGUAUGUACAAGUCUUAUGGCACUGCAAUAAAUUUCCAGCAAA
Messenger RNA from Daucus carota subsp. sativus, 1443 nucleotides. Its product is annotated as protein MIZU-KUSSEI 1. The transcript has a single exon. The record is from RefSeq and is a predicted model, not a curated record. Gene Ontology annotation, biological process: hydrotropism. Bases 449 to 1252 code for a protein of 267 amino acids. NCBI's taxonomy places the organism in Eukaryota, Viridiplantae, Streptophyta, Magnoliopsida, Apiales, Apiaceae.